This is a messenger RNA of Daphnia carinata, 1557 nucleotides long. RefSeq names its product gamma-butyrobetaine dioxygenase-like. The transcript has 9 exons. Lineage: Eukaryota; Metazoa; Arthropoda; Branchiopoda; Diplostraca; Daphniidae. The record is from RefSeq and is a predicted model, not a curated record. Gene Ontology annotation, biological process: carnitine biosynthetic process. Bases 157 to 1470 code for a protein of 437 amino acids. Gene Ontology annotation, molecular function: oxidoreductase activity. Gene Ontology annotation, cellular component: mitochondrion.
UGUGAGGACUAUUCGACAAGAACCUUGUGAGAUCACGUGAUACAGAUUGGGAACUUUAACUUUCCAGCAGGGUCUACUCUUGGGUAUAUAAAUGAAGGGAAAUCGUAGAACGGCAUAAAGUGUUGUGCAUCUCUUCGCUGCGGUGGGGAAAAAAAAAUGAUAGUUGCGGGCUUUGCUCGUAGUCUUUUUGUUCCUGGGAGGCAGGGAAUUUCGUCACUAAGGGCCCAGCAAUCAAAACGCUACUACGAAGCAUUUAGGCUGAAACAAACGAACAAGGUGAACAUUUUGUCAGUAGUUCCCGGAGGUCAUCAGCAAGCAGCAAAAAUCAUUUUUGAUGACAGCUCUUCUACCACUGUCAACUUUAAAUAUAUCUGGCUAAGAGACAAUUGCAAGUGUUCACAGUGCGUUGAUAAAUCUACCAAGCAAAAAUUAAUCGAUACGCCAUCGCUUGAUGUUAACAUACGACCCGACCGAUUGAACGUCAACAAAGACGGCCAGUUAGUGGUCGAAUGGAUGGAAAAAGGACAGAGUCAUUCGUCAAUUUACGAACCAGAAUGGCUCCUGCGUCACAGUAGAUGCUUUAUAGAAGAUAAUUUUGCAUCGCCAGUGGAGGAUGAACAAGUAAGUGAACGACCUCCCUUGACCUUAUGGGAUAGAACGACCAUAUGGAAAAAUUUGCCAGAAAUAUCUUACGAGGAGGUAAUGGAAUCGAAUAGGGGUCUUGCCAUGUGGCUAGAUAUGUUUCACCGAUUUGGUACAGCCUUGCUACGUGGGGUCCCUACUACCAAGGGUAAAAUAAUCGAAGUAGUUAAAAGAUUCGCCUACGUUAAAGAAACAUCUUACGGAGUUACUUUUGACGUGGUAGCUGAGCCCGAUCCAGAGCACUUGGCGUACACAGGAACACAUCUUCAUCACCAUACAGACAUGAACUAUCGCGAAAAAAGCCCAGGAAUGCAGCUCCUACACUGUUUGAAAUCUACUGACAUAAAGGGCGGCGGCAGUGAUCCUGGAGGGUUGUCAUUCCUGGUGGACGGCUUCCGGGCAGCAAAUUGGCUCAAAGAAAACGAACCAGCUGCCUUCCAUAUUUUGUCGGCAACUCCAGUUCGUUUCCAGAUCAGCGUUAAUGGCAUGAAAUUUUCGCAAACUUGGCCCAUAAUUUGCACCGACAACGAAGGCAAGGUGACAGAGAUUCACUAUAACAAUCGCACUAUGGGUCCGCUUCAGGCACCUACCCAUCUGAUUACUCCGUUUUACCACUCCUACCAUCUCUUAACGGAGAAAAUCCGCACGGAAUCAAUGCAAUUCGCUUUCCAUUUGGCACCUGGGGAUUUGCUAGCUUUCAACAAUCGAAGAGUUCUACACGGGCGGACGUCAUUUGAUGAGACUCGCGUAUCACGUCACUUAGAGGGGUGUUAUGUUGACAUCGACGAAACUAUGGCUAUUUAUGAUUUUCUGCGUAACAAGGUUUAAUAUAAGGUAACUUUUUGAACAGGGGAAAAGAGCGGGACCACUGUUUAACAUAAAAUACUCAAGUGAAUUAAAUGAGCUACCAUAACA